UCAAGGUCUACACAGUUGGUGAAUGGAGAAAUGAAUCCAGUUAUCACGAUAAAUCAGUGCUAUCGGCAGUGUCGCGGUCGGCUCCGCGAGUAUAUUCGAUAACACGUCGCGUGAGACUUUCGCUUUGUGUUAGGAUUAGAAAAUAUUAAGUGUAUCGAGUGUGAUACAAUGUCUUCCGUUGUUGAAGAUAUUUGUGAACUUUUAGACAGUUACAAUGGACGGGACAAGGUGGUCAGACUAGCAUGCUACACAUUGAAGUUAUAUGGCUGUAUAAAGGGCGAGAAGCCAUGGCAGACGGCAGGUUCCCGUCUCUCCAACGCACGCAUGAUGCUGCGACUCUUCGAUGAUAUCCCCAUGAUACGACACACCUACAACUACGGGCUUGGUCGCCAUGAGUCCUCAACAAUGGCAGCAGCGCUCGGCGUCCUAGCCAACAUGGUUGACCAAGCCUUCCUGCCCGUGGAGAAGGCGUGUUGGCUGCAAGAAGUAGGCGUUUUGAAGCUGUCGGAUGAAACGGCGGAGCGAUUAGACGUCGUCAGUACGGCGCUGUGGACUGCGAGUCUCUACAUAUCUCUACUGCAAACCGUUCGCGCCAUCCGCCAGCUGUGGUGGAGUCGUGACUGUCUGCGGCACUCUUGUGAAGGAGGGGGCGCAGAGGCUCGCCGGAAUCUGGACGUGCGGCUCACAUUACAAGCUGUCACCGCAGGCAAACUCCUCCUCGACAUAACUCACGCCGUGAGCUGCUUACCAGGAGGAUGGUUGUGGGGAGAACGCAUCGGCAGCACCAAGGUCGCUGCCAUCGCCACUACGAGCUCCGUCAUCGGCAUCGCUAUGUACUUCGCUAAGAAACGACUCUUGAAGUAAAGUCUGAAAGGUUAUACCUACACAUAUUGUACAACAACCGUCUCUCCUAGCCGAAUCAAAAUCAUCGGCCUGCUAUUUUAUUUAAAGAUAUUUUUCAAAGAAGGUUGGAAAUGAGUACUAUAAUCUACGUGUAUAGUGCGAUAAAACAAUUUACAACAAUUUCGUCAACGGAUAAGAACCGCUUCUAUAGCCGGCUCUUAUCCGUUGACGAAAUUGUUGUAAAUUGUUUUAUCACACUAUACACGUACAUUAUAGUAGAUAGAUGCUGUACCCCAUAAUCUACUGUCAAACACAACUGUUGUCUAAACUCGGUUGUUGUUGUUGGUUAUAGGGCUCAAAAUGAAAGUGACCUAUGGCGUAGUGAUUUUAAAAAGGUAAGGUACAUAGGGGCAAAUCUCGACUGGGGGGCAAUUGUAACUAAUCCAUUUUUUCCAUUAUUACACUAUGAUGAGUUCUACAUGUAUCCACUGAACACGCCUACCAUAUAUAACCGGUGGAUACUCUAUUUAAUAAUGUAAACAUUGUAAAACAUGGAAAAAAUGGACCAGUUACAUUUGCCCCCCAGUCGAGAUUUGCCCCUAUGUACCUUAUUCUAAAUUGUGAUUGAGAUAUUAUUUUAAUAGUGUGAAAAGGUUCAUCGUCGUCAUAAUCUUGGUUUGUAAUACAUGCUUCUAUUUUUUUUUACUGAUUACUGUAAUUUUUUAACAACGGGAACAGUAUUUCGAAAUUCUGCUAAGUCUUUAUGAAAUCAAUGAAUUCUGAUAGACAAGAAUAAUUUGAAGGCAUAAUUUGGAUUUAAAAACUCCAUCUAACUAAACUGACGCUCCCAGCGGUGAUAUUCAAUGCCUUCAAGUAACGGUCUCCAAACCCUCGUUACAUACAUUUUAUUACAUUGGUUUAGGUUUUCAGCUGAUGGUACUCAAAUGCGGCCUCGUUUUAUCCCGCAGUGCAGAGGGUUUAUUCUGUAAAUAAUGUCAAAAUAAAUGAGGAGUGUCUUUUCAAAAGUGUUUAUUUAUCCAUGAAAUUCUUACAAAAUUGAGCUCUUUUGUAAAGACACACCUGUAAGUGUUAGUACAUAAUAUAUGUAUCAUUAUUUGUAUUUAAAUAUGUUUACCUGCUGUUUAUAUACGAAAACUGUUAUCACUCUUGUUAUAGUAUACAUUAUAUUUGACCUGAUGAAAUUAUUUUUAUGUAUUUUAUCAAUUUUGAUGGCGGAUAGCCAAAGGCCUGCCACUUGAACCGCUAAUUCAAAUGCACAAGUUGUAAACUUUUGCAUUUAGUAGAGUUAUUUUGGGUAGUCCCCUAGAUAUUUAUUUUUAGGAGAAUGAAAAAAAAUUUAAAGAUACAAAAAUGUAUCCAUUCUACUAAAAUUCAGUCACAAUAGAUACUUAAAAUGUAUGGAGUGUUUUUUUGUUGACUCUGCGCAGAUUUUUCACAUGUAUUUUUUUUUACAUAAAGUAAAAAUAAGUUUUGUAUGAUAUUUAUAAUAUAUGGAAUAUUACCUAUAUCCUAAUUAUGUGGUACCUGAUAAAUAUUUGGAACAGAAAUAAAUGUACAGUACCUUA
Molecule: messenger RNA, 2429 nt
Organism: Leguminivora glycinivorella
Lineage: Eukaryota; Metazoa; Arthropoda; Insecta; Lepidoptera; Tortricidae
Product: peroxisomal membrane protein 11C-like
Exons: 5
Coding region: 169-864 (231 amino acids)
Biological process (GO): peroxisome fission
Cellular component (GO): peroxisomal membrane
Source: RefSeq, a predicted model, not a curated record